CCAGGUAGCUCCAUAUACGGAUUGGAGAGGCACUUUGCAGCCCCUCUGGCACUAAGUCUUGCUAGGGCGCACAGAGGGGCAGUGCCAUGUACGCUCCUGACAAACGUAUGCUCCUGAACGAAGAGAACCAGACUUUGGUGUUCACUGUCACCACUGACCUAAUGAUGGGAACAUCUGGAAACAGCACCGACCACCAUAACGGAUCAGAUCCGUUUGCAAGGAACGAGGAGGUGGCACAAAUAGAGAUAAUGGUUCUGAGCAUCACCUUCGUGGUUGCUGUGAUUGGGAACGUAAGCGUCCUGCUGGCCAUGUACAACACAAAGAAGAAGAUGUCGCGAAUGCACCUUUUCAUCAAACACCUGAGCCUGGCCGAUCUGGUGGUUGCUUUCUUCCAGGUGCUGCCACAGCUGUGCUGGGAAAUCACCUUCCGCUUCUACGGCCCAGACUUUCUCUGUAGGAUUGUGAAGCACCUCCAGGUGAUGGGAAUGUUUGCGUCCACCUACAUGAUGGUGAUGAUGACCCUGGAUCGUUACAUUGCCAUCUGCCACCCUCUGAAAACCCUACAGCAGUCCACACGACGCUCGUACAUCAUGAUCAUCUCCACGUGGAUAUGUAGCCUGGUGCUCAGCUGUUCACAGUACUUCAUCUUCUCCCUGAGCGAGAUCCAGAACGGCUCGGGCGUCUACGACUGCUGGGCGCGCUUUAUCGAGCCCUGGGGCGCCAGGGCGUACAUCACCUGGAUAACCGUGGGCAUCUUUCUGGUGCCCGUGGUCCUUCUCAUGAUGUGCUACGGGUUUAUCUGCCACAGUAUUUGGAAGAAUAUUAAAUACAAGAAAAGAAAAACGACGGCUGGUGCUGCAAGCAGGAAUGGACUGAUUGGAAAGAACUCGGUCAGCAGCGUUACAACUAUCUCAAGAGCCAAACUGAGAACCGUUAAAAUGACUUUUGUGAUCGUUUUGGCGUACAUUGUUUGCUGGGCACCGUUUUUCAUCGUGCAGAUGUGGUCUGUGUGGGAUGAAAACUUCCAGUGGGAUGAUUCAGAGAACACAGCAGUGUCUCUGUCUGCACUCCUUGCCAGUCUCAACAGCUGCUGUAACCCGUGGAUAUACAUGAUCUUCAGCGGCCACCUCCUCCAGGAUUUUGUGCAGUGCUUCUCGUGUUGCCGCAAAAUCAACACCGACUUCAAGAAAGAAGACUCAGAUAGUAGCCUCCGCAGAACGACUUUGCUGACUAAGAUGACCAAUCGGAGCCCAACAGCGAGAACCUUUUUUUCCAGGAAUCCUGAUGCUUUCAAAGGUUGUUGUGCCUCCCCGCAGUGCUGCCGAACACCCUUUCCUGUUAAAGUGUUUACAAAGAUAAAACCCAUAUAGCAGCCGAGAUGUGUGUAGUGAUGGUGAAAACGACUCUUCCAGACCACUCGUCUCCAAGUAACCAAGGCAGUCACCUCAUCCUUUGUGUUUAGCUUUCCGUUUUUCUUGUUUUUCUUAGAACCACAUUUUAGUGGCUUGUAAAUCUGAUUUGAACCUUUUGCUCUGACCUGAGGGAAAAAAGUAAAAUAAAAUAAAAAAAAAGGGAAGCAUGUGGAGUUACAUUUAUCAGCCAGAUUUUUGUGGUUAUGUGCACUUUUAUGAUUUGUUGAAGGAAUUGUUUCAUGUUGCACAAGACAGUCCUAAAUUUGAUGGCUUUCAUUUCUUCUCAGCAUUGGUAAAUGAGAUCUCCUUCAAGUUUUGUGGACACACACACACACACACACACACACACACACACACACACACACACACACACACACACACACACACACACACAGAGAGAGAGAGAGAGAUAGAAAGCAGGGGGCUCUGAUGAAGUGAGACUGACCACUGCUGGAUAAGUCAGCCCACCUUCUCACAAACUGUUCCCAUGUCUUUCAUAAAAUCUUGGGAAGAAGCUCACACAUUCCACACACAACACGUCAGCACACUUCCUGAUUUUCCUCAGACAUCCUGCACCACUGGAGGUUCUGAGUUUUGGCUUCAUUUGCACUCGAGAUAAACAAUUUCCUGGAAAUCAAUGUGAUAUGUGACACCACAAUGGUUGUCGGAUUAAAAAUAAUCCCCCCCACAAAAAAGCUAUAUUGAAUCAAGAUUGUACAUAGAUGUUGUGUAUAUAUGUGUGCACUGUGUAUCAAAGUAUGUACAUAUCAGUUCAAAUGUUGCAUAUUUGUAUAUUAAAAGCACUUAAAUGUCUGUAAAUAGGAGUAAUAUAUGUAAAUCUAUUGGGCAUGAGUUGCUGGUCUGUAAUGGCUUGUGCAAAUCUUUAAGAGGUAACUUACUGUAACACCUUAUGUUGAAAUAUACACGCCAAUGUACUAAAUAUUACGUUGUCUUUGUUCCUGUUUUUACUACAUGGAACAUUUCAUAGUUUGUGCUUCAUGAAGCUGGUGCACAGCCACAGAAAUUUAUGUGUGUUAUUUCUGUUGAAAAUGAAGUGCUUUGUGAAGUCAUGUCUCUUGCCAAUCUAAGCACUUGAAGCUUGCCAAGCUCUGGGAUUAUGCAACUGCUUGACCUUUCAAUUGAAAACGUGUGAAUGGGAAAUUCUGCUAAUGAGCAGCCUUUUGUCAACAUGUUGUCCACCCCCAUACUGAUGGAUAAUAUAUGUCCCAAUAGAAUGAA
This is a messenger RNA of Pelmatolapia mariae (spotted tilapia), 2651 nucleotides long. RefSeq names its product arginine vasopressin receptor 1Aa (gene avpr1aa). Gene Ontology annotation, cellular component: plasma membrane. The transcript has 3 exons. Gene Ontology annotation, biological process: positive regulation of vasoconstriction; cellular response to hormone stimulus; G protein-coupled receptor signaling pathway. Bases 87 to 1370 code for a protein of 427 amino acids. Gene Ontology annotation, molecular function: peptide binding; vasopressin receptor activity. NCBI's taxonomy places the organism in Eukaryota, Metazoa, Chordata, Actinopteri, Cichliformes, Cichlidae. The record is from RefSeq and is a predicted model, not a curated record.